Molecule: messenger RNA, 4178 nt
Organism: Arvicanthis niloticus (Nile rat)
Lineage: Eukaryota; Metazoa; Chordata; Mammalia; Rodentia; Muridae
Gene: Slc16a2
Product: solute carrier family 16 member 2
Biological process (GO): transmembrane transport
Molecular function (GO): thyroid hormone transmembrane transporter activity
Source: RefSeq, a predicted model, not a curated record
GAGGGACCGUCUGUCGCGGGACAGGCUGGCCAGCUCGGGCGCUGAGAGGAGGAGGCAGGGGCUGAGGCAGCAGCGGCAGCAGUGCUCAGAGCGGCGGCAGGAGCAGUAGCAGCAGAAACAAGUACCAGCCAGACAACAGCUCCUCCAGCUCCCUCCAGCAAGCCACAGUCAGUCCUCUAGCCGCGAUGGCGCUGCCAAGCCCGGCGAGCGAGGAAGCUGAGGGGCCCUGUCAGGAGGCAAACCAGGAAUAUCAGGAGCCAGUGUGUAGUCCUGUGCCCGAGCCGGAGCCAGAACCAGAGCCCGAACCGGAGCCUGAGCCCGAGCCGAUGCCAGUGCCCCCGCCCGAGCCUCAGCCUGAGCCUGAGCCCCAGCCCCUACCCGACCCUGCACCCCUGCCGGAGCUGGGCUUUGAGGCUGAGCCAGUGCAAGAACCCGAGCCCACGCCCACUGUGGAGACCCGAGGCACUGCGCGUGGCUUUCAGCCUCCCGAAGGUGGCUUCGGCUGGAUAGUGGUGUUUGCAGCCACCUGGUGCAACGGCUCCAUCUUCGGCAUCCAUAACUCUGUUGGUAUCCUCUACACCAUGCUACUAGAGGAGGAAAAAGAGAAAAAUCGCCAAGUGGAGUUCCAAGCAGCAUGGGUCGGAGCCCUUGCCAUGGGCAUGAUCUUCUUCUGUUCUCCCAUUGUGAGUAUAUUCACUGACCGUUUGGGUUGCCGAAUCACAGCCACCACCGGGGCUGCUGUUGCUUUCAUUGGCCUCCACACCAGCUCCUUCACCAGCUCCCUAAGUCUGCGCUACUUCACCUAUGGGAUUCUGUUUGGUUGUGGCUGCUCAUUCGCCUUUCAACCAUCACUCGUCAUCCUGGGCCACUACUUUCAACGUCGCCUAGGUCUAGCCAAUGGUGUGGUGUCUGCUGGAAGUAGCAUCUUCUCCAUGUCUUUUCCCUUCCUCAUCAAAAUGCUGGGGGAUAAAAUCAAGCUGGCCCAAACCUUCCAGGUGCUGAGUACCUUCAUGUUUGUUCUUACGCUGCUCUCACUCACCUACCGGCCCCUCCUGCCCAGCUCCCAGGACACCCCAAGCAAGAGAGGUGCCCACACCCUGCGACAGCGCUUUCUGGUUCAGUUCAGAAAGUACUUCAACAUGCGUGUAUUCCGCCAGCGCACCUACCGUAUCUGGGCCUUUGGGAUCGCUGCUGCUGCCCUUGGUUACUUCGUCCCCUACGUACAUCUGAUGAAGUAUGUGGAAGAUAAGUUCAAGGAGAUCAAGGAGACCUGGGUGCUCUUGGUGUGUAUUGGGGCUACUUCAGGCCUCGGACGUCUUGUCUCAGGCCACAUCAGUGACUCUAUCCCUGGACUUAAGAAGAUAUAUUUGCAGGUCCUCUCAUUCCUGCUUCUGGGCUUGAUGUCCAUGAUGAUCCCCUUAUGCCGGGACUUCGGGGGCCUUAUCGUUGUCUGCCUCUUCCUGGGCCUAUGUGAUGGUUUCUUCAUCACCAUCAUGGCUCCCAUUGCAUUUGAGCUGGUGGGACCCAUGCAGGCCUCACAGGCCAUUGGCUACCUCCUAGGCAUGAUGGCCCUGCCCAUGAUUGCUGGGCCCCCCAUUGCAGGCCUCCUUCGAAACUGCUUUGGUGACUACCAUGUGGCCUUCUACUUUGCGGGUGUGCCCCCAAUCAUUGGGGCUGUGAUCCUUUUCUUCGUCCCCCUGAUGCAUCAAAGGAUGUUUAAGAAAGAGCAGAGAGAUUCCAGCAAGGAUAAAAUGCUGUCCCAUGACCCAGACCCCAACGGAGAACUGCUGCCAGGCUCCCCAACUCCUGAAGAGCCCAUUUAAUGCCUCUGUCUUGCCAUUGUGUGAUCCUCCCCCACCCCCACCCCACCCCUCAUCCUACCCUGCUCAGCAUUUACAUUUUUGCCACCAGCACACUUGUUCCCAAACCUGUGCACACAGCGUUUCAGCCACCUGACCAUCUCCUCUGAGCCAAUGCUCUAGGUGUUCCAAACUCAUUAACCGAAUUCUCCCCAUGAAUGCCUUGAAACUUGCCAGGCUCUUCUCCUAGGAUCUGGGAAAGUGUGGAUCACCCCCUGGCCUUUGGGUCCUCCCCCAUAUACUUUCUAAUUCUUUGGGAGGAGGACAGGGAUGGGACCUCUGGCCCCAGCUUGUUAGUCACCCACUACAAUCAACUGCCAAAGGUGCUACUGUGUCCCCAGAACCCAGUGGGAGAGACCCAAGCCUCUAUUUGCUGAGAAAUUUGUUGCCAUCCAUCCUUGGGAGCCAUUUGGGAGUUGCGGGAAGGAAGGCCAAAGGAGACCAGGAGCCUUGUUUUGCAUCAAAGCUCCUGAGGGCUCUGCGCCAUCCCAUCAUAUGGUUGGUUAACCGUCUGCUUCCCUUUUCCUUUCCUAUUAUUUUCUCUCUACUGCCUCCUCUCCAUUUUCUUCCCCUCUAUUCCUUUUUAUUGUUGUCAUAGACACAUAGGUGCUUGGAAAAAGGAAGGACCCAGAGCUUGGGCCAAUCCACUUCAUUUUGGCCCAGAGCAUCCCUAAUAUUAGCAUUAGUACUGCUUCAUCUCGGGCUGAGCUACAUCUCACUUCUGGGCUCAAACUGAUACAGACUGGAAGAGCAGGCUAUCACAUAGGGAUGGGAUCUUAAACACUACAGAGUUCCACGUACCACUCACUCAUUUUGACAGAUUAACCAAGAGGCCUUCCCAGUUCCCCAUCCUUGUAGCCACCUGUCAAAUGUGAAGAAAUGCCUCUCAUCUCAUCAAACACAGGAGGAAUGAUGACAGUGCACUGGCAUUGAGGGAGGUGCUAUGGUUAAUGACUUGGGGAAGGACCAACUCCUCCAUCUCUCAUUUUUCAUAACAGGUCAAUAUUUCCACCUGGGCCAGGCCAAGAAUCGAACUGUUUUAGGAAAAAAACCUCAUUCUGUACCUGGAUCCCCAAAAGACAUAGGCAGCAACAUGGGUUGGACAAUUUCUUUUCAGAAGGGGAAGCCACCCUAGCCUUUACCACCUACCCAGUCUGUCCCCGAUUCUGGGCAUCCUGGACCACUCCACUGAGUGGGCAUUAUAGGUGCCAGAAAAAGUAGGCUCUGGACCACCAUCAUCCCUUUGAAGUUGGUGCCAGAUAAUUUCCUAUACCCAGGCUCUGGGCAACAGUCUUACUGAAGCACAUUCCAAGUGCCCCUGGCCAGAGGCAAAGGGCACUGCCAGCCUCGUCCAAUUGUACAGCUCACCUCAUUAGGAACUCAGCGUCUCUCCUCCCUGUCUCUGCCUGCCUGCCUCUCUCUCUCUCUCUCUCUCUCUCUCUCUCUCUCUCUCUGCCUUUGUUUAUUGUGUUCCUGUACCCAACCUUUCAUCAUCUUUUUGCCAGGCAUCCUGGCUGUUACUUGGACCCAACAAUAACUUGCCACCCCAAGCCAGGGUCAUCCCAAGGCCAGGAGGAUGAGGUUGCUCUGAGGGGCUCCAAAGAAUACAAUGGUCCCCACACAUGAGUUUUUCCGUUACUAACAGGCAGCUGGGGCAUAGUUGGCCUCUGAUGUUUCAUUCAAGGCCAAAGUCCUGAGCCCCCCUCUGCUGGUCCCAGUCCAGCUCUUAUCAACUCCCCAUAGAAAAACCCAUUGGUUCUUGGCUCUGAGGACAGGAAGGGGUGGAGCUACUGUCCUGUCAACUCAAGCAUCUGUGGAAGAGGAGAAGCUGGGCCCCAGGAGCCCUGUGACUCCCAGGAGAGGCCAUUGAGAAUACUGGAGCAACAAUGCCUCCGCUUGCAUUUCUCCUUGCCCCAACCCCUCCAGGCCACUUAGGAGGUAGGGGGCAGAAUAAGUGUGCAGGGCCUCCUUUGUUGCUCAUGGCUGGAUAGCUUUUAAGAGUCAGGCUGCCACUCACUUCUCUCCAGAUGAAGGAAAGACAUUCACGGGUCCCAGAUCUGCCCAUUCAGGUGUCACCUAACAUUGGCAGGGUGUGGAUUUACUUUUUUCACGAAUGUGUGUGCGCACGUGUGGGCUUGUGUGCUUUCCGAGAGAAUGUUGUUUGGCCAAAGCAGCACAGUAUUACUAAUUAGAGUAGGAAGCAGCCUCUUAGGCACCACAGUUAAAAACUAAAAGAGAACGAACAAAAUUUCAGAGCUUGAGACCUGGGACAUUUAAAUCCUCAAGGGGUUUGGAACAAAAUAAACAGACCUAAAUGUU